Lasiodiplodia theobromae is the source of this 1026-nucleotide messenger RNA. Its product is annotated as Biotin/lipoate A/B protein ligase. Gene Ontology annotation, biological process: protein lipoylation. The coding region runs from base 1 to 1026 and encodes 341 amino acids. Gene Ontology annotation, cellular component: mitochondrion; cytoplasm. NCBI's taxonomy places the organism in Eukaryota, Fungi, Ascomycota, Dothideomycetes, Botryosphaeriales, Botryosphaeriaceae. The transcript is spliced from 3 exons. Gene Ontology annotation, molecular function: lipoyltransferase activity. The record is from RefSeq and is a predicted model, not a curated record.
AUGCUCGUUGCGCGCCUGCCCAUCCUGCGCCGCAGCGCAGCACGGCUCCCGACGAAGCCCACGCGAUGCUUUGGCUCGCUGGCUGAGCAGCUGCAGCGCCCGGGCGCUCAAGUGCAUGCUUUCGUCUCUCGGUCGCGCGACCCGUACGUCAACCUGUCCAUCGAACACUACCUGCUGCAGAAGUCGGCCCACGACUCGGUCGUGCUCUUUCUGUACACCAACCGCCCGUGCAUCGUCAUCGGCCGCAACCAGAACCCUUGGCUGGAGGUGAACCUGGGCCUGCUGCGCGGUGGCGCCGUCGACCUGGUGCGCCGACGCUCUGGCGGCGGCACCGUCUUCCACGAUGAGGGCAACGUCAACUGGUCCGUCAUCUCGCCGCCCGCCCACUUCACCCGCGACAAGCAUGCCGAAAUGGUGGUGCGCGCCCUGAGGCAGCUGGGAGUCGAACGAGCCAGAGUCAAUGAGCGUCACGACCUCGUGCUGGACCAAGGUCCGCGCUCUGCGAACCCCGUCGCCGCCGACAACACGCACCGCACGCCCUUCACCACGGAUGACCCGGCCGGCCCACGCCCGCUGAAGGUCUCAGGCUCAGCGUACAAGCUUGUCCGCGGCAGAGCGCUGCACCACGGCACGUGCCUGCUCGCCUCGCCCAAUCUUGCCAUCAUCCCCCAGUACCUACGUUCGCCCGCAAAGCCCUACAUCAAGGCCCUCGGCGUGGAAAGCGUCAGCUCACCCGUCUCCAACAUUGGUAUUGCGAACCAAGACUUUGUCCGUGUUGUCCAGCACGAGUUCAGCCGCAUGUACGGCAUUCCUUCCGCCGGCCCGAGAGCCAUUGAACUUGGGGAGCAGCAGCUCGAGCUUCCGGAGCUGCGGAAAGGUUGCGAGGAAAUGAAGACUCUUGACUGGACCUAUCUUCAAACGCCGAAAUUCACUUUCUCUGUCCCUGCCCAAAUUCAAGUCCCGGAUGCAGCCCCGAGCGCACUCCCUGCUGGUCUUCCCCUGUCGAUGAAGUGUCAUGAGCGCUAA